AUGGCUUCAUCGGUUGAUCAGAAGCUGCUCCGGUCUACCAAGUUCCCGCCUGAGUUCAAUCAGAAGGUCGACAUCCGCAAGAUCAACGUCGAGGUUAUGAAAAAAUGGAUCGCUGGCAAGAUCUCAGAGAUUCUACCAGGUGACGACGUCGUCACAGAGAUGUGCUUCAAUCUUCUCGUGGCGGACAAUUCUCCCAACAUCAAGAACAUACAGAUCCAACUCACUGGAUUCCUUGAGAAGGAUACGGCGGCGUUUUGCAAAGAACUAUGGAAUCUCUGUCUGAGCGCACAGUCCAACCCACAAGGUGUACCGAAGGAGCUGCUCGAAGCGAAGAAGCUCGAGUUGAUACAGGAGAAGACAAGGCUGCCGCCGAGGUGCGCCGACGCCGAGAGCAGGACAAAGCACGAGACAGAGACAUUGAGAGCAUCCGCCAGAGAGAACGGGCAGACCGGGGCCGGGACCGUGGCAGAGGACGCGGAUCAUACCGAGGAGAUAGAGACUUCAAUCGAGGACCGCGCCGAGAUUCAAGAUCUCCUCCGACAAGGCGACGUAGUCCCGACAAUUUCCGCGAGCCGCCUUCAAGGCGCGACGUGGAUACUUACGUCCCUUCUGGUAGCAGGCGAGAUGACAGGCGCCGAGGUCUACAUCGCCUACUCCACCUCGGCGCUCACGCCGCAGGUCCCCGACUCCCUCGAGAUCUCGUUCGCCUCCCCCACAACGCCGUCGUCGAUCGCCCAGCGCGUCGCGCUCACGCAGCCGACAUAG
Molecule: messenger RNA, 765 nt
Organism: Coniosporium apollinis CBS 100218
Lineage: Eukaryota; Fungi; Ascomycota; Dothideomycetes
Exons: 5
Coding region: 1-765 (254 amino acids)
Biological process (GO): regulation of mRNA splicing, via spliceosome; mRNA processing
Cellular component (GO): spliceosomal complex
Molecular function (GO): RNA binding
Source: RefSeq, a predicted model, not a curated record